GCGAUAAGCGACCCGGACUCAAGUUGCUCUUUACUGCACGUGACAACACACGGAUAUGGGGGGGCUUGUCCGGAGUGCUACACAGUAUAUAAAAUAUCCCACUGAACAAGCACCUGCACUUGCGCGACAGGACUAGAUAUGAAGUGUGUGGCGUCGCUUUUAGCUCUAUUCGGCGUUUUUUGCCUGGGGGCGGCAUUAAACUCCUGGCAGCUCCCGGACCCGGUCAACCUCCUGUCAGCCAUCAAUGCCGAUCUGGACAUAGAGUGGAUGUCUUUCAAGAAGUCGUACAACAGAACAUACAGCUCAAACAGAGAGGAGUUGGAAAGGCGGCUGUACUGGGAGGACACACUCAGAUUCGUCCAAGAACACAACUUGCGCUUUGACCGGGGUGAGGAAACGUACACGGUCGGGGAGAGCGACUUUGCUGAUAUGGCUGAAGACGAGUUUCAGCGUCUAUAUCUUAGCAGUCUGGUAAUUCCGCCAGAGGAUGAGCGGGAGGAGGAAGUGGUAGAUUAUGAGGACGACAUGGACAUGGACCUGCCUCUCGAGGUAGAUUGGAGGACCAAAGGCGCCGUCUCACCCGUGAAAAACCAGGGUGCCUGUGGCUCGUGCUGGGCCUUCUCCGCCAUUGGAGCACUGGAGGCCGCGGUUAAGAUCAAGACCGGAAAGGCAGUCGAUCUCGCCGAACAGGAAUUGGUUGACUGCGCAUACCGGAGAUUCGGUAACUACGGGUGUCGCGGCGGCUGGAUGAACAACGCUUUUAAGUACAUCGAGUUAAGGGGCGGCGUUGACACUGAGAGCUGCUACCCCUACUCGGGGAGGCGAUCGAGCCGAUGUUCCCACAAGAAAUCGUGUGUGGGCGCCCGGAUGUCAGGCCACAGAGAUACGCAGAAAGGAUCUGAGAGUAACCUGGCACAAACAUUGAACCAACAUGGCCCCGUCACAGUUGCCGCUGACGUCAACAGCCCCGGGUUCAUGCACUACAGGCAAGGCGUGUAUAACAAUCCCAGCUGUGACAAACGGAGACCUAACCACGCUAUGGUUAGUGUAGGGUACGGAAGCUCCAGAGGUCUCAACUACUGGAUCAUCAAAAACAGUUGGGGACAAGGAUGGGGAGACAAGGGCUACGUCUUUAUGGCGAAAGACAAAGGUGACCUGUGUGGACUCGCAAACCAUGCCAGCUAUCCUGUGCUGUAACACUUCUUUAUACACCUUUUAGACAUUGAUUCAGUGUACAUGCUUUUUACUUUAAGAAUGGAACUUUGCUGUUGUUUGUAUGAAUAUCUUUACCAAAAUUAUGCCAGUGUGUAUAAAGGAAACAUUUCAUUUUUGUACCAAAAGUAUGUCAGCUUUAAUUCGAUACAAACGUUUUAGCAUUUUAACUACAGUCGAACCCCGUUGGCUCGAAUUCCCAGGACCCGGCGAAAAUACCUCGAGCCUCAGAAAAUUCGAGUCAAGCGGGAAUGCUUACCUUAAGUUUAUAGAAAUCGGUCCUUAAAUCCAGUUCGAGCCACCGAUGAAAUCGAGCCAAGCGAGUUCGAGCCAACGGGGUUCGACUGUAUAAUAUUUGUUUUUCAAAUCCUUCAACUUUGAGAGACUGAUAGAAUUUAUGCCAUUGUUUUUGCAUGUGUUUUGUAGCAUCAUUAUAUUUCUACCUUCAGGGCUGAUUGCCUUUGCCAUUUGAAGAUUUGUGUAGCGCCAAAUGUAAACUUUAUUUUGCGUUGCUAAUGAUUAUGCCGUUGAAUUGUUAGUUAUAACGCAUGCGCAACACGCGCUGCAAACAAUAAAUAAGACGACGUAUCUUGGAUGCAAAACAAAAUGUAAAUAGAUGAAGCCCUGUUUUUUAAGCACCUUGUAUUUGAAUAUAUCGGAAUAAACAAAAUAAAAAUGA
Messenger RNA from Mya arenaria, 1891 nucleotides. Its product is annotated as procathepsin L-like. The record is from RefSeq and is a predicted model, not a curated record. Gene Ontology annotation, molecular function: cysteine-type endopeptidase activity. The transcript is spliced from 9 exons. The coding region runs from base 139 to 1197 and encodes 352 amino acids. Gene Ontology annotation, cellular component: lysosome. Lineage: Eukaryota; Metazoa; Mollusca; Bivalvia; Myida; Myidae.